AUGGCUGCUGCCUCAUCCAUCGACCCGGCCGCGACGACGUCGACCGACUCCCCUCCUGCCUCUAAGAAGUUCAAGGCUUCCGACCUCCCCCUACCAUCCGCGACCCGAGCCGCCAUCGAAUCCCUGGCGCACAGCUUCAAAAAGAAGGGCGGAUACGACGCCAUUCGCAAGGAGGUCUGGGACAAGUUUGCAGCGAGCGAUUACGAAGCCCAAGUCACGAAAGCCAUCCUCGAGGUGGCCGAACAGGAAGUCGAACGCAACCCCGGCCAGCUCCUUACCCUCGACCGAGGCAAAGCCGCCGCCCUGAUUGACGGCGCUCUCGAGCGAUCCGGCGUGUACCAAAAGGCCGAACAGGUCAUUACGCAACUUAUCGACAGGGCGUCCAUCGAGGAACGCAUGCGACAGCUGCGCCGCGCCGAUAUUGGCGAAGACGAGGCUGCGGCAGAGCAAGAGCGGGGAGCCAAGACGGACGAAGACUACCACGCAGAGACGUUGGCAAAACAAGCUGAGCGCGAAAGAGUCCGAGAGGAACUGAGACAAAAGGAGGCUGCCAUCGAAGAGGAGAAACGCAAGAUUGCACGGGAAGAGCGCAAAAAGGUCGAAAAGGAACGCGAAAAGGCCGAGGAGAAACGCAAAGCCGAACGAGACGCCAGGCGGGCUGCCCGAGAGAAGCUUCAAGCAGAACGCGAGGCCGAAAGAGAAGAGCGCCGCCGCCAACGAGACAAGGAGCGGAGUCGGGAAAGAGAGCGCGACCGUGACCGAAGCCGGAGCCGUAGCCGCAGCCGCCGCAGGGAUAGAGAUCGCGACAGAGACCGUGAUCGGGACCGCGACGAGCGCGACCGCGACCGUCGGGAAGAGCGAGAUCGCAAGCGCAAGGAGCGGCACGAAGAGACCGAAGAAGCCAAGCAGAAGCUUUCCCAGGAGCAGCUCGAGAGACUCGAACAGGAAGCCCUUGCGGACCUCCUUCGAGAGAGCAAGCGCAGCACGGCAAAGCAACCCGAACUGGAGAUUGACGAAGCGCUGGCACCACCUCCUAGGAAACUGGCUCCCGCGUCUGCCAUCAUGCCCUUUAAGAAGGUUGCCUCCUCGCGAGACUCGCAGAAGGCCGCAGAGCCGAAGAAGGCGGUAGAGGUGAAGAAGGAAGCACGGGAUGCCAGCGUCGCCGCGACGCCAAAAGCUGAUGCACCGGUUGUCAAGGCUAGAAGCCGCAGCCGGUCACAGGUGACUGGCAAGGACCGCGAGAAGGACAAGGAUGGCGAUGAUGAUAGACGGCGUACACGAGACGACGACGAUCGUCGCAGACGUGAUCGUCGGUCCAGAUCUCCUCGACCGCGUGAUCGAUCCCGCGACAGACGUGACAGGUCACGGUCAAGAACCCGACGCGACCGCAGCAGGUCUCGUCGACCCGAAAGGCGGGAGAGGACCCCCUCGCGCACUCGAUCCAAGACGCGCCGUGACCGAAGCAGAUCUCGCACACGUCACGACCGCCGUGACAGGAGUCGCUCUCGGUCUCGCGAUCGGAGAGACCGUGUUCGCUCCGACAGGCGAGAUCGCAGUCGCUCACGCCGCCGCGAGAGGAGCCGUUCACGGGCUCGCAACGAUCGCAGAGACCGCAGCCGUUCUCACGUGAGGGCCGACCGCCGAGACAAGUCGCGUUCCCGCUCCCGGACCCGCCGAAGCAGGUCUCCACGGCCUGACCGGCGCGAGUCGAUCCGCCGUGACCGCAGCCGCUCUCGCCCUCGCCGAGAUCGCUCUUCUGACCGAAAGCCCUCUGAGCGCGAUCGCAAGAGCCGGUCUCGCUCGAGACACCUUUCUCCUGUGGUGCGAUCGACUCCCAGGCUGGAACGCGACAAGGACGAAAAGGAGGCCACCAAGAUGGUGGAGGUCCGCAAGCGCGAAAAGGAAGCCAAGGCGUAUCUUGCCGCGCAGCGCGAGGCUCGGGAGAAGGGCAUGCCGGUCCCCGGGAUUGACGAUAAGAGAAGCACAGGGGAUCGCUCGCCCGAGGCGAAACGCAGGCGCGACCUGGAUGAAAUUGAUCGGUACGUGCCCCCCGGCAGAGACCGAGAGCGGCCUCACGACCUGGCCCGGGAUGACGAGCGGCGUCGGAGUCGCUCGCGCAGCAAAGAUCGCGAGCGGGACAAGGACAGAGACCGCACCAGAGACAGGGAUCGCGAUCGUGAUAGGGACAGAGAUCGAGACCGGAGAGACAGAGACCGCGAUAGAGACCGCUCUCGCGAUCGCUCUAGAGAUCGACGAGACCGGGAGAGGGCCAGGUCGAGAGAUCGUGAUCGGGAUAGGGAUCGUGAUCGUGACCGUGACCGCCGCAGCCGGAGAGACCGCAGCGUCUCGUCGCGGAGGGAUAGACGCGAUCGAGACCGGAGCCGGAGCCGUCGAAGGAGCAGGAGUCGCUAG
Molecule: messenger RNA, 2412 nt
Organism: Colletotrichum fioriniae
Lineage: Eukaryota; Fungi; Ascomycota; Sordariomycetes; Glomerellales; Glomerellaceae
Cellular component (GO): nucleus
Source: RefSeq, a predicted model, not a curated record